Molecule: messenger RNA, 1856 nt
Organism: Daphnia magna
Lineage: Eukaryota; Metazoa; Arthropoda; Branchiopoda; Diplostraca; Daphniidae
Exons: 11
Coding region: 1-1758 (585 amino acids)
Source: RefSeq, a predicted model, not a curated record
AUGUCCGACCUGCUGGUUAAUCGGACAUACCCGUGUCAUUAUUGCUUUGCGUAUGCCUGGCCCGUUGCUAGGCCAGACCUACCCGUGACAAUAUUACCUUCAAUAGGUAACUGGCUUUACGUAGUGGCGGAAAAUUGGAUACAGGAAGACAUUCUCUAUUUACCGAAUGAUAGUUAUUCAGCUGCACAUAAAAUCCAAAUUUUGAAGUGUGGCGUUCCACCUGAUGAGGAAACAUGGCAGAGAUACGAGGAUUUCCAAAUAAUUGGAACUUUGGACACGUAUGAAGAAGCAAGAACAAGUCUUCCCCGUGUUGAAACUGGCCUGCCCAUUCUUAAUCAAGACAACUCAGGCAGAGGAAAACGAGUCCCUAAAAGGAAGAAACUAAAUAUACCUGGACAAUCAACAACAGAAAUAGACAGCGAGGAAGAGUCUCUCAGCCCACCUAAAAAAUCAGCACCCAGCAAAGGAAAGACGAUUAAGAAAGCCUCCCAUACAAACUCUGCCAAAGGAAUGGCCACUUCUACUUUGCUUCCAAUACCUCCUAGAGCCUUGUUGGUUUCUAAACAAUCCAGCAAUGCUUCAACGUCAACUAAAAAGGUCAUUGCUGCUGCUUCUACUAGUAACAGAUGUUCCUCCAGUUCUGAUAAACGUUUGUCUUCUAAUGCUGUGGUCCUUUCGUCAAAUUCGUCUCUUGCAAAAUUUUCGUUACCUCAUAGCGAUAUGUCAAGUCUGGAAGCGUUAAUAGUGCGUUCCAAUGCCGAAGUUCUUUCAUUGAAUGCGCCUGAAGAUACAUCGUCUCCUGUGCAUAUGCCAAGUCAACAAUCGUUUCAACCUGAAGAUUCGUCGUCUCCUGUGGAUAUGCAAAUUCAACAGUCGAUUCAGUCUGGUAAUUCCGAUGACUCAUAUGGAACCCACCAGUUCGAAAAUAUGCAUCCGCAAUUUAAUUACAAUGGUGGUCAUUACAACUGGGGAAUGCAGCAGCCGUACUGGAACUAUAAUUCACAUUUAAUGAAUUCUUCUUAUCAAACACCAUCAACUGUCCCUGAAUUUCCGAGCCAGCAGAAUAUUGGAGCAAUAACAAGCUAUAGGCCAAAAGAAUCACAUCAUCUGCAGCUUCAUGCUGAAAGUAGUUCCGGCCCUUCUACAUCCCGAGAUGCUUCGUCUUAUUAUGCUACGGAUUCUCCAUCGUCUCUUCCCAUUCCAAAGAAAAUCAAUCACGACAAAGAGAAAUACUUCUCUGACCUUGCCAAGAUUAAUGAAAAGUUGUCUAUGAUCGAUAAAAAAAUUUAUCCAGUUGACGAAUGCAUUGAGGAAAUAGAUGAAGGCAUUGCUUCUCUUCCAUUAAAAAACGUAGAAGAAUUGGAAGCAUUCGAAAAAAUGCUGAAAAAAGAUGAAAAUCUGAAGAAGCUAAUAGUCCGAAAAAUCCGUCUUUUAGGAAAAAAGAAUUCCAAAAAUUCUGAAGGCGACUAUGUACAAAGAGCGUGGAGAACAGUAUUUGAAGAUUCACUCUCUAAAGAUGUAAAUUGGCUUGGGAGACGUGAUAAGAGAGUAAACGGCGGAAUGGGAAAAAAAGGAAUCCACUCUUGUCGUAUAACGGAAUUAGUAAGAGUUGGAAUCAUCUCCAAUUCAAAGUUUAAAGAUCUGGAAAAAGAAGUGUUCGUCGCUGAAACCAAAUCGUAUCUUCAUAAUGCAAAAGGGCGUUUUGUGGCAGAACAAGCGAAACUUGCGGCGGAAGACAACAGCAGCAAUUCUAAUUAAUCAUAAGACUUGAAUGUCUUCCUGUCACAGUUUGUAACUUGUGUUUCUUUGCCGAUUGUAAUUCGGAUUUUAAAGAUAAACUGUCUUUAAAAAAUGUA